GUGACUGGGCCAUUAGCCUCAGCAUAAAACCCCAAAACUAAACAGUACAACAUGAUGAGUACUGAACCUGGUGGUCAGCCACACCUCCUACUGUGCCCUCUCACCUCUGACCUUUCACAUGUUUUGUUAGAUGUAGGAUUUGCGAGCGUAACUCAUGGAAUGUUUUAUUUUAAAAAGUUAGCAACCAUUUAAUAGGUGUUAACUGUUCUUUCACUAUUGAUAUAUAGGUGUUUAGACGGACAUUUAGAGUGUUCACUGACUUAUGUCCCUUAUUCUCCCAGGUACUUGGGUAACGUUUGGAGGUCAGAUUUCAGAUGAGGUGGCUGAGCAGCUGAUGACCAUAGCAUAUGAGAAUGGGGUCAAUCUCUUCGACACAGCCGAAGUUUAUGCCGGGGGGAAAGCUGAGAUAAUCCUGGGGAACAUCAUCAAGAAAAAGUGCUGGAGGAGAUCCAGUCUGGUGAUCACCACCAAGCUCUACUGGGGUGGAAAAGCCGAAACCGAGAGAGGACUCAACAGGAAGCACAUCAUUGAAGGACUGAGGAGCUCCCUACAGAGGAUGCAGCUGGAGUACGUGGAUGUUGUGUUUGCAAACCGGCCCGACAGCAACACUCCCAUGGAGGAGAUUGUGAGGGCGAUGACCCAUUUGAUCAACAAUGGCAUGUCCAUGUACUGGGGGACAUCACGAUGGUCUGCCAUGGAGAUUAUGGAAGCGUACUCGGUUGCACGGCAGUUUAACCUGAUCCCUCCGGUGUGUGAGCAGGCUGAGUACCACUUCUUCCAGAGGGACAAGGUGGAGACACAGCUACCUGAGCUCUACCAUAAGAUAGGUGUGGGUGUGGUCUCCUGGUCACCUCUAGCCUGUGGAAUCAUCACUGGAAAGUAUGAGAAUGGCAUCCCAGAAUGCUCCAGGGCCUCCAUGAAGCCAUACGCCUGGUUAAAGGAUAAGAUAGUGAGCGAAGAAGGGAGGAAACAACAGGCCAAGCUGAAGGAGCUCACUACCAUCUCUGAAAAGCUGGGCUGCACUCUGCCACAAUUAGCUAUCGCCUGGUGUCUGAGAAAUGAAGGAGUGAGCUCAGUGCUGCUGGGAACAUCCAACCCCAUCCAGCUUGCAGAGAAUCUGAGGGCCAUGGAGGUCAUUCCAAAGAUGACAGCAGGCAUUGCCACAGAGAUUGACCACGUCUUGGGAAACCAACCCCACAGGAAGAAGGACUUCCAACAAGCACAUUAGGAUGGAGCCGUUCUUCAGAACUGUGACUAUUCUGGACCAGCUCUCAUCAGUGGCACCUCCAGUCAGUGGCACCUCCAGUCAUUGUGUGCCCAACCCUGUUUGUGUGUGUGUGUGUGUGUGUGUGUGUGUGUGUGUGUGUGUGUGUGUGUGUGUGUGUGUGUGUGUGUGUGUGUGUGUGUGUGUGUGUGUGUGUGUGUGUGUGUGUGUGUGUGUGUGUGUGUGUGUGUGUGUGUGUGUGUGUGUGUGUGUGUGUGUGUGUGUGUGUGUGUGUGUGUGUGUGUGUGUUCUACGCAGUUCCUCGUCCUGCCACACCCGAAUAAAGAUCAACCAGUAGUCAGUGUCGUUAACUGAGAGCUCUGCUUGACAAAGCAUGCAUGCCACACAGCUCAUCCACUCCACUUCAGUGCAGCUCAAACCUGCCGAACUAACUAGCCGUUAUCAAGAUAGCAAUUAAGUCAGACUAAGAUCACCUGAAUCAGUUGAGGCUGCUGAGGCAAGGACGGCUCAUAAUAAUGGCUGAAAUAGACUGUAAUGGAUAGAAUAGAAUUGUAUCAAACACAUGAAAACCAUGUUUUUGAUACCAUUCCAUUUACUCCAUUCCAGCCGUUAUUAUGAGCUGUUCUCCCCUCACCAACCUCCACUGAAUCUGAUGUGCAAAUCCCUUAUGGCACAGCCAGCUGUCCCGCAUUCUGUGUAGAAGCCUUUGUAGGCUAAACGGGACAUUCAUGAGAACAAACUCUUAGACAGAGGACUGUGUUCCUGUCCUCAAAGUGAUGGACAUGGACUAAUGAUCUGUCCAUGACGGUCAGUGCUGGCUGAGCCCCUCCUAUCCUACAACCUAAGUUCUUACCUAACCCUGAAUUGUUGUCGUGAUAAUUAACUGUUUCGAUACAUGCUGACAUCUUGUGGUUUUUGAACUUUUUUCCCCCCAUUGUGAUGUUAAAAUACCAACAGGGUUGUGUUGGAUUGAAUAUUUCAAAACGACAUGUGUAAUGACUGUUAACUGAUUAUAUAUAUUUUUGUCAAUGAAUGCAGAAGAACACAGUAUUAUGAUAGUACUUUCAUAGUAUCUCCCCAUUUCUCUCUAACAAUGCAUACUCUUCUGCAAACAGAUAUUGCAGGCAUGUACAUAGGUCUACCGUUGGUGUAAGCAGUACCACUGGAUGCUAUCUAGUGCCCUCAUUGCACAUACCGAUAUAUUUUCGUUUUAUCCAAGUUAAACUGAUGUAUAUGAUGUAUAUUCUACCCUUUGUCAUUGCACCUGGGCUAAAACUGAAUACAAUGUCUGUUCAAAUGUAAAAUGGUAUAAUGAGAUUAUGUCAGAGGUUGAGAGUUCAGUAAAGACUCCUUAAUUGAUGUAGUUGUUGUUGUUAAUUUGUACAUACUGUGUAUAAAUAAAUAUCCAGUGUGAACGAUUGUA
Messenger RNA from Oncorhynchus gorbuscha (pink salmon), 2648 nucleotides. RefSeq names its product voltage-gated potassium channel subunit beta-1-like. Gene Ontology annotation, cellular component: membrane; extrinsic component of cytoplasmic side of plasma membrane; cytoplasm. Gene Ontology annotation, biological process: negative regulation of delayed rectifier potassium channel activity; potassium ion transport; transmembrane transport. Bases 263 to 1228 code for a protein of 321 amino acids. NCBI's taxonomy places the organism in Eukaryota, Metazoa, Chordata, Actinopteri, Salmoniformes, Salmonidae. The record is from RefSeq and is a predicted model, not a curated record. Gene Ontology annotation, molecular function: transmembrane transporter binding; potassium channel regulator activity; voltage-gated potassium channel activity. The transcript has 12 exons.